AUUUCAUGAAAAUCUGAUUUCACGAAAGUUUAAAAUUAUUUUUUUUCAGAUGAUAUUUUGAGCUUGAAGUUUCUGUAAAAAUGUCAAAAUAUCAGUGGCUAGGCGGGGUCGGAGCCAUCGCACUAUUGAGCUUUGGAAUCCUACUUUUUAGUACAGAUAGUCAGGUGUUCAAUUUUAUAUACCGCAGCCAGCUGGUCCUAUCUCCCAAUUCAACCUCUUUCCCCAUGUGGCGAGAUAUACCCGCUCUUGCAGCCAACAUUUACCUGUUUAAUGUUACCAACCCAGACCAGGUAACAAAUGAGGGUGCUGUGCCAAUCGUCUCUGAAGUUGGACCAUUUGUAUUCAUGGAAAGUCAUCACAAGACGAAGCUGGUGUGGAAUGCAAACAAUACAAUCACAUACCAACAGAUUAGGAAUUGGAAGCAUGUACCAGAGCUGACAAAUGGAAGCCUUUCCGAUUAUAUAACCAUAGUAAAUCCCAUAGCAGCCAGUAUAGCAGACCUUCUCAGGGUGAGUGUUCCCAAAUCUCUUCAUUUGUUAGUGGACCUUUUCCUGAGAACGGAAAAGGAAAAAAUAUUCGUAACUCACACGGCAAACGAAAUUAUCUUCAAGGGAUUCGAUGACCCAAUUCUUAAAGCGAUGAAUGAUGCCAAAUUCAUAAUUAAGAAUUUUAUACCGGAUGGUGCUUUUAUGGACAAGUUUGCGUUUUUUUAUGCAAGAAAUGGAUCUGACUGGAUGGAUGGUGUCUUCAACAUGUACACUGGGGCUGGUGAUACAUCUAAAAUGGGAAAAGUUCACUCAUGGAAUUAUUCAACCCAAAACUUCUUUCCUGGAACCUGUGGAAAAGUCAAAGGGGGAGCAGGAGAGUUUUUUCCUCCCGGACUAAACAAAACUUAUAUCGAAUUGUACUCGAAUGAUCUAUGUCGAACCCUAAGGUUUGACUUUAACGUAACAAGUUCCCCUCGUGGUAUUCCAACAUACGAGUAUACGGCUGGGAGAAAUAUGUUUGGUAAUGGUAGCGUCAACCCUGACAACAAAUGCUUCAAUCCUGCAACUGUAUCUCUUCCUUCAGGGGUAUUUAACACUAGUAUUUGCAGGUUUGGAGCUCCUGUGUUUGUAUCCCAACCCCACUUCUACCUGGCAGAUCCCUACUACUCAUCCUUGGUCCAUGGUAUGAGACCGAACCCUGAGAAACACACUACCAGUCUUAAGAUAGAACCUCUAUCUGGUGUACCUGUAGAAGUACUGGCAAAAUUUCAACUAAACGUUCUGAUAGACAAGGUACCUGAUGUUGCCUUAUUCAAGCAUCUACCACGUUCCUUUGUUCCUGUUAUGUGGGUUGAAAAUGCUGCUGGAGUUCCUGAUAAUAUGGUUUUUCAGAUGAAGCUUUUCGCAAUGCUCAAGGAUAUUCUCCAAGGAGUUGGUUGGGGAAUGUUUGGUCUAGGAGUUGGUAUCAUGCUUAUUCUCACCGUAAAAUUUAUCUCUAGAAGAAAACAAGAGGAAGAUGGAGGACCCCUAAUCUCUGAAGGAUUGGCAGAGGAAUCAGAUUCUGAGAAUGUUUUUCAUGAAUAGAACUGACCAUCAUAAUCUUGCAAUAUAAGCAUUAAACUAAUUAGAUCAAAUUUUAUGAAAAUAUUAGUUGUCUUGUGCCAUUUAUAACCGGCAUUAUUUUUAAUAUUUACAAUUUACAUUCGUUGCAUUAUAUAAACCUAUAUUCAAUCUAAUCCGCUUCAAACAUAAUCAUUGUAUUAAAAAAAAAAAUACAUAAAAAGAGCAUUUUAUUCUCAACUAAGUGAAUGUAUCAUUCUAUAAAAACAUUUCAAUUAAUCUUGAUCAUAUAAAUACCUGGAAUUUACUCAAGUAUUCUUUAGUGUCACUAAAUCCAUUGUUACAUAGUAGAAAUCUAUCAAGUACUUACAAUCUUUAUAUUGAACUCGAACCGAUAUCAAAAUAUUAAAAUAUCCUUUAAUACAAUUAGUGAAAGACUUAGUAACUAAAUAUAUUUUCAUAAGUGCAGAAAAAUUUCUAUUAUACAUAACAAUCGUGCCCUCAUAACUUAUAUAUACUUGCUUUUUGCUUAAAAUAUUGAG
Molecule: messenger RNA, 2089 nt
Organism: Eurytemora carolleeae
Lineage: Eukaryota; Metazoa; Arthropoda; Copepoda; Calanoida; Temoridae
Product: protein peste
Exons: 11
Coding region: 81-1571 (496 amino acids)
Cellular component (GO): cytoplasm; membrane
Molecular function (GO): scavenger receptor activity
Source: RefSeq, a predicted model, not a curated record